Clupea harengus (Atlantic herring) is the source of this 1534-nucleotide messenger RNA. It is a transcript of the gene map2k1, whose product is annotated as mitogen-activated protein kinase kinase 1. Lineage: Eukaryota; Metazoa; Chordata; Actinopteri; Clupeiformes; Clupeidae. The record is from RefSeq and is a predicted model, not a curated record. The transcript is spliced from 13 exons. Gene Ontology annotation, molecular function: ATP binding; protein kinase activity. Gene Ontology annotation, biological process: protein phosphorylation.
ACAUUGGCCAGAAGGGGGAGACAUUUGCUAUGGUGAGCCAUGCGGUCCGGAAGACAGAUGUAAAUAUUUCGUGACGUAAGAGACUAUCUCCGGACUGUCCACCACCAAGAUCCACCCAUCCAUGAUACCACACAGUACACAACCUUGGUGAAUAGAUUUUUUUUGUCCAGCUGUUGUUGCUCCGUGACAGAACAAGAUGCAGAAAAGGAGGAAGCCGGAGCCGAUCACGCUCAACCCGAUUCCUGAUGGGAACGCUAUCAACGGAACCGGGUCCACAGAGACCAACCUGGAGGCCCUGCAGAAGAAGCUGGAGGAGCUGGAGCUGGACGAGCAGCAGCGGAAGCGUCUGGAAGCUUUCCUCACGCAGAAGCAGAAGGUGGGCGAGCUCAAGGACGACGACUUCGAGAAGAUCUGUGAGCUGGGCGCCGGCAACGGAGGCGUGGUCUUCAAGGUCUCACACAAACCCUCCGGCCUCAUCAUGGCACGCAAGCUGAUCCACCUGGAGAUCAAGCCGGCCAUCCGUAACCAGAUCAUCAGAGAGCUGCAGGUGCUGCACGAGUGCAACUCGCCCUACAUCGUGGGAUUCUACGGAGCCUUCUACAGCGACGGGGAGAUCAGUAUCUGCAUGGAGCACAUGGAUGGGGGAUCUCUGGACCAGUCCCUGAAGUUGGCCGGCAAAAUCCCUGAACAGAUCCUGGGCAAAGUCAGCAUUGCGGUAUAGUGCCUGUGUGUUAAGGGCCUGGCCUACCUGAGGGAAAACACAAGAUCAUCACAGAGAGAUGUGAAGCCAUCCAACAUCCUGGUGAACUCGCGCGGGGAGAUCAAGCUGUGCGAUUUCGGCGUGAGCGGACAGCUCAUCGACUCCAUGGCCAACUCGUUUGUGGGGACGCGCUCCUACAUGUCCCCGGAGAGACUGCAGGGCACCCACUACUCCGUGCAGUCGGACAUCUGGAGCAUGGGGCUGUCGCUGGUGGAGAUGGCCAUCGGACGCUUCCCCAUCCCGCCACCCGACGCCAGGGAGCUGGAGCAGAUCUUCGGGCAGCCCGUGGAGGGGGACCCCUCGUCCGCAGAGACCUCCCCCAAACCCAGGCCCCCCGGCAGGCCUGGGAGCUCCUACGGCCCUGAGAGCAGGCCUCCGAUGGCCAUCUUUGAGCUGCUUGACUAUAUUGUGAAUGAGCCUCCUCCAAAGCUGCCGGGGAUCUUCAGUGCUGACUUCCAAGAUUUCGUUAAUAAAUGCUUAAUCAAGAACCCAGCAGAAAGGGCAGACCUGAAGCACCUGGUGGUCCAUCCCUUCAUUAAGCAGUGCGAGGCGGAGGAGGUGGACUUUGCCGGCUGGCUGUGCAGCACCAUCGGGCUGAACCAACCUGUGACACCCACCCACAGCGCGGGGGUGUGAGAGCGUGACCCUCCCCCCACCAUCCCUAACAGCCAUGCCAAACAAGACCCUCUGCCAACCUCCAGCAAACACACACACACACACUAACCAACCGCCUACCAUGUGCUAACACCCUCACACACAAAAGUCUGCCAAUCA